Messenger RNA from Encephalitozoon romaleae SJ-2008, 900 nucleotides. RefSeq names its product putative nicotinic acid transporter. NCBI's taxonomy places the organism in Eukaryota, Fungi, Microsporidia, Unikaryonidae. The record is from RefSeq and is a predicted model, not a curated record. Bases 1 to 900 code for a protein of 299 amino acids. The transcript has a single exon.
AUGUGGAGUAAGAAGAAGCUAGAAGCAUUUGUAAUAUUGAACAUAGUUGCAGCUGUGAUACUUUCUGUCUUGAAAGUUGUGGUACUUGUAAAUUAUAAGGCUGGAGGUUUGUUGAUGCUCGUUUCAAGCUUUGCAAAAAUGAUGAUAUCAUAUCUAAAUAUACAAUCAUUUGAUUUCAAAAUGAAGUACGCAUUUAUUAUUGCAGGUCUGAGCUUCAUCGGAGGAUAUCUGGGUAUGGUCUCAUACUACUAUAAAGCCUCUUCAAUAUCAUACGUCAUUUCCUCCGAUCUUCAAUAUUUAUUCACAGCACUUAUAGCAACAGCCUGGAAUGGCACAAGAUAUUCGUCUACCCAGUGUGUCGGGAUACUGAUGAUUCUGGGAGGGUUCUUUAUCGAGAUAUCCUCUGGAGAAAGAUUUUCCAUCCCAUUCCAUAUGCUCAUUGGAACUCUGUCCGGGCUGUUCAACUCAAUCAGCCUUGCCAUAUUUGAGUCCAAGAUCAAGCCGGCCCUUGUUGAUUUCAGGAGAUUCUGGUGCUAUAUGACAACAUAUACAUUCUUCCUGACCUUCUUCUCCUUGUUUUAUGCUGCAGAAGAAGUGUUCAGUAAAAAGUCCAACUAUGUCAAAAUUAUUUCAUCUCCGAUCAUAUAUAUAGUUUUUCUUAUUGAGGUUCUAACAACAUAUUUGCUAUCGGAGAUUUCUCUAUUCCUGGACACUGUGGAAAGAUCUACCUUGCUUAACGUUGUCACGGGUAUUUCUGCCGUUGUCUCUGAUGUAUAUUUAUCUAGGGAGAUAGAUGUACAGCGCUUCCUAGCGUUUUCCUUUACAGCGAUAGGAGUCCAGAUAUUCAACUUCUUUUGGAAGGAGGCAGUCCAUCCAUUUGGCCAAGCAUGUACAACAUAG